Molecule: messenger RNA, 4344 nt
Organism: Lytechinus variegatus (green sea urchin)
Lineage: Eukaryota; Metazoa; Echinodermata; Echinoidea; Temnopleuroida; Toxopneustidae
Exons: 2
Coding region: 322-2949 (875 amino acids)
Source: RefSeq, a predicted model, not a curated record
CUUAAUAUAAGUUGCGUUAUUGGCGCUUAAAUUGUGUUUAUAGGAAUUUUAAAACAAACAGAUUAGAUUAGAUACGUUUUUCCUCUGAUGUUUCAGAAUAUCACGAUGGCCAGGAAACGUGUUUUGACCGAACAAGAGAAAGUGAAGCGUAGGCAAACAAGCCGUGAAUUUCGAAAGAAGAGAAAUGAGUCUGAUCCACUUUGGCAUGAAAAGGAAGCAGCAAGAAUCGCAGUAAGUUUUAAAGCUUAUUUUUGAUAAUUGUACCAAAAUAUUUGACAUGUAAAAUGAUUGAAUAAUAAAAGCUUACAUAAAAAAAACCCGAUGGCUACAGUUGAAAUUUCAUUUGGGGAUUACUUUCAUAAAUUCGUAAGUGUCUAUAUCGUACAUAAUGUUAUAAUUAUGAAUACCAACCUUUUGUUGUAUUUUCAGAAACUGUACGUUCCCAAGAGCAAAUGCAACAAAGUAAAAUGGAAAGCGUACAAGAAAGCGAAGAGAGAAGGUAUGGCCAGGUAUCGAGCAAAGAAAAAAGAAGCAUCACUCCAAGCAUCAGUGCCCUCGCGGCGUGGCAGAUCUACAGUCAGGACACUGCCAGAGGAGUUCCGAGAGCUACCGGCUCGUAUCAGAAGGAAGAGGCUUUCUUCAGCACCUGCCACUGACAAUACCAAUCCAACUGAAACACCCACCACUGAUGAUGACACUCUAAGCCUGCUUAGCGAAACACCAUCUACAUCAUCUACAUCCUAUAGUUGCACCGUCAAGCUACCUGCAGUUGUGAACAAGUGCCGCGCUUUGAAGCGGAAGUUGGAGAAAACAGAGGCGGCAAAUGCAUGCCUUAAAAGAAACAUGGGAAAACUGAAGAAAAAGAUCUAUGCACAAGAAAAUGCACCCAGUACCCCAGUUGCGGAAGCCAAGAAGAUUUUAGCAGAUAUUGGGAAAACACCAACGCAAUCAGCAGUAAGAAAGAUGGUACCAUAUAUUGCUACCACAAAUGCUGUAAGAAAAUCAAGUCUUCCAAUAAAGAGGAAGUUAUUAGAUUCUGCAAGCCCGAAGUCGCGUAAAAAGCGUGGAAUAUACGCUGCUGGUGUUGCCAAGGCGACAAAAACGCCGCGUCGAUAUGUCUUUACGAAGAGCCUAUUCAAGUCCCGCAGUACAAGAAAGCUGAUUUCCAACUCACGACGAAACCUAGUGAUUGCUUUCCUGAAACGACCUGACAAUAGUAACCAACUGCCAGGGAUCAAAGACCAGGUGAAAGGACAGACCAAGUAUGGGUUAACAGAUACUAUGCAGAAUCUGUUCCUGAAGUUUAGAUCUGAAUAUGUUGAAAUUCAGAUGUCAAAGGCCGCAUUCUUCGCAGCCCGUCCAAAGAACAUUAAACUGGUCCAGUGGACCAACCGAAGGCAGUGCCUGUGUCAAACAUGUGCUAAUAUGGCACUGAAAAUCGCUGCAGCCAAAGUCUUGCCAAAAUCUGGGAGAGCAGUCUCAGCUAUGAUUGAUACAGAAGUGGUAUCUAAACUAGAGGAUAUUCCAUCAAGAAUUACCUUCAAGGAAUGGAGCAAAGUUGAAAUCGACUUCAACGAAAAGAAAAUAAAAAAAGUCAAGAGGAUCCAGAGUACCCAGACAAAGUCUCAAUUCAUCAAGGGAUUCAUGGAAACUCUUCACGAUUACAAGGAUCACUGUAGUCGAGUGGAGACCCAGUACGCCAUGUUACGAGUUCUGAAACAAAAGCUCAAGCCACUGGAAGAGGCAACAGUGCAGUGCGAUUAUGCCGAGAAUUGGAAAUGUAGUUAUCAAGACGAGAUAUCGGCCGUCUUUUAUGACCAGAACUUAAUAACUCUACAUCCCAUGGUGGUUCACUAUCGUGAUGGCGAAGGAAACCUCCAACACACCAGCUUCGUUGGAGUAACAGAAGAAGGAAAGCACUGCGCUCCAACCACCCUAAGCUUCAUUGAGAAGUUUAUACCCGAGAUCCGCUCGCUUCUCCCCGACUUGGCGGUUCUGCAUUACAUUACAGACAGUCCAAGCUCUCAGUACCGCAACAAGACGGUUGCGGCAAUCGUUGCCCGCCACCCUUUCCUGUUUCACAUCACAUCAACGUGGUCGUACCUAGAAAGUGGGCAUGGAAAGGGCCCAUGCGACGGUGUAGGUGGCGCGAUAAAGAAGCUUGCUGAUAACUCUGUUAAGCGCGGGGAAACCAUCACAAACGUGGAUGAGUUUGUGAAUGUUCUUGCGAGCCAAGUAACCAAGAUGAAAAUGAUCAGAGUGACGUCAAAACAAGUGCAGCAGAUGCGAAAGCGGGUGGCGUCAUGGGAUGUAAUCCCAUGCAAUGGCAUUGGUUCCAGUCACGCCCUUGUACCGGUUGGAGAGGUCAUCAUGAUGAAGGAAAUGUCAUGCUUUCAGGACUGUUGCUAUGAUGCAGGUGGUGUCUUUCACCCAUCGUGUGAUGGAUGGCAAACUACCAAGGUGAAGACUUUUAAACGUAGCACUGCUGUACAAGAGGAUAUCCCAGAUAACGAAGAGAUUGUUACAACACAGAGUCAUCCUGAAGCUGGUCUUCAGAAUGAUAACACCAUCGUGGCUUUCAGUAGUGAUGGAGUUACUCCCAAAGAUGUCCAACCAGAUCUUCAGCUAGACACUUGCAAGCCAGAUACAACCAAUCUUGAAAAAGAUGACCAUGUAGUUGUCGUUCAUGGCAAGAGGUGGUACAUAGCCAAGAUCGUGGGGCUUGAUGAAGAUGACGACUUCAUUCUUUCUUUCAUGACACCCGUUCGAUCAAAGUGGAAGUGGGGACAGAGCGAUGUGGGAACAUUAGAUCGUAACCACAUCCUUCUCAAAGUCGAGGAGCCACAAAAAGAAGACAAAGGCGCGUUGCUUAACAUUCGACCAAAUGAGUUGGAGAUGGUCGAGAAGCUUUAUACGAAAUUCAAAGCAGGCCAAGUAAAUAGCGUCUGAAUACCCAGUUGAGUCAAAUCAACAUCUCAAACUUUCAUCUUUUAUACUGAGUAACAAUUAAUGCUUUAUUAAACUUUCAGUUUCAGACUCAUGUGAAAUGAAAAUAAUAAAAAAGGAAACCUCCUUAUAAAGAAAGCGACACCUACGACUAAGUCAUUUAUUCCUGGAUAGAUGAUUAGCGAAAAUCAUUCUGGAACAUUCUUCAUUGCGUAAUUGUUGUUUUUAAAUACAUUUUGAUAAUGCAGUUUCGAGAUAGACCUUUUUUCCGUGGCAAAACUAUCAUGGACAUAAACAAAAAUAUGCCUGCAUGUACAUGUGUGAUCAUUCUUAAACACAUAACCAACGGGAAUUUUUAUGUUGGAAAUCCUUGAUAUAAUCAUGGUAUAAACAUAUCUGAUGUUUAAAUAUUGCAUAAAAGAAAAUAAUAAGUGCAGCACAAUCUAUUAAGAAAUGUUUGAAAAAAGCGUUACCUACGAAUACGUUUAAACAAUGAAAGGUAUUGGCAGUCUACAGAAGCCAUGAUUAAUACUUAUGAUGAUUUGUGUUUAAUAGGUAAUGUUUGUUAUAAGGUAUAUUUUACAUGAUGUAUUGUGCUAGUUACUUUGUUUUGUUUUUGUUAAAUGUACAUGUAAUAUUACUAGGAUUAUACUACCCACAUGGUAAGUUUAAAGCAUAACAACCAUUGUUAUAGUAUAUAGUAAGUUUUUAUUGCUUGAAAAUACGAUGUAAAUACGUUGUACUUGUUAAGUUUGAUAAUAGCUACGACGGGGCUUUGGUUUGUGAAGUACAACAUUCUGUCCUCAUAAGUAAUGUGUUUGUUACCUUCGUAUACAAUUAGUUACCUACGAAUACGCAUUUUUCGAAUAAUCGUCAGAAGAAAUAUUUAAGAUAUGUGCUAAAAAGUGAUCGCUGGCUAAAAUUGGUACUUCAUCCACUUAUAAUUGCAUGGAAUUCAGCACUUGUAUUAAAAAGGUAAUGAAACUACAUUAAGUGAAGCAAUGUCAUGUUUAGUGUUCACUAGUUCAAAAAAGGUAAAGUAAAUCUAUUAUGCAAGAAACCAGCCUAACAUGGGACUAUAAAAUAAAAAUAAUUGUACAUACAAUCACUAUAGCAUUGUAAUUAAUUUACCAUCUUUUGUUCAAAUGAAACAUAUCAUAUGGUUUUAUAAUUUUGUGUGCUUGUAACAUAAGUACCGUGUAUUCGUAGGUAACAGGCGUUUGUCUUACUUUAACUUCACCCCCUCAGCACAAGGUAAUUUUAAGAGAUUAGUGAUGGCAAUUUUUGUUAUGAGUUGUUUAACCUAUGUUUUUUGCAGGCGUGAAAAGAAAUAAAGUUUAAACCACUUUGAAAUUUGUACCUCAAAAAAUGCGUUUUGUACACUUUUCGUUGGAAUCG